Messenger RNA from Plodia interpunctella (Indianmeal moth), 1361 nucleotides. RefSeq names its product THAP domain-containing protein 1-like. The record is from RefSeq and is a predicted model, not a curated record. Gene Ontology annotation, molecular function: sequence-specific DNA binding. The transcript has 5 exons. Bases 267 to 1304 code for a protein of 345 amino acids. NCBI's taxonomy places the organism in Eukaryota, Metazoa, Arthropoda, Insecta, Lepidoptera, Pyralidae.
GAUCCAUCUGUCAGUCAGUAACAUGUACUGGGUGCUUAUUGAAAUAAAUGUAAUUUUAAUUUCGUAACUACCUAAUCUCAUUGAUUCAUUUUUAUCUUUUCGUGUUGAACAGUUUAGUUUCCUAAAUCAAAAGACAUUCCAGCAAUGUAAAUAUAUUAUUUUUUCAAUUAUCUCUAUUAUUGUGACUUCUAUGAUAAAGGGGUUACCGCUGGCGUUUUAUCCCUUGAAGCUCGCGUUAUAAAGUCUAUAAAAAUAUAAAAAAAAUCAUGAGUUUUAACCAAAGCUACAAAAAUAAGGAGUAUGUCGAAUACACUGAGAAUAAAACAAAACCAACGCCUAUUGCAAUGGUUGCACCAGAGGUGAAACCCAAAGCGGAAGUGGACAUGGAGAUAACAAAAACAUGUGCUGUGUUGGGAUGUGAGGACUUUAAAAAUAUGGAGGAUGAGUCUUUUUUCAGGUUCCCGGAAGACUCUAACCUAAGACAGAUAUGGACGGACCUGACGGGUCGCAACAACUGGACUCCCACUGAUUACUCAUACAUUUGCAUACAGCAUUUCGCUGUAGACUGCUUUGUGUGCGACAGUGACAACCAAAUGGUGCUGCUCGAUAAGGCUGUGCCGUCAUUGAAACUGCCCCGGCAUGUCUUAGAGGUUGAGUACAUCGACGAGGACACAUUUGACAAUGAAGAUGAGGAAAUGGAGACAGAUGAAGAAGAAGACGAACAAAGACCAGCUGUCAAUGAGAAUGGAAAGAUCGCACACACCAAUGACACGGCAAAAACAUCCACAGAUAAUUUAAAAAUUCAAGAGGAUCCGGAGAAAACUAUAGAAUUACUGAAACUAUUCACAGAAGUACAGAGAAUGCAACGUCAAGCCGUAGGGUUGAAGGACAAGUUAAAAAACAGCGUAAGAAUAUAUAAUAAGCAGAAAAGAGCUUUGCAAAGGCUCGAGGAGACAAUCGAAAAGAAACGGAAUAUUUUGACGAUGAAGCGAAAGAAAAAAUCUAGAAUAUUGCUGUCUCUACAGGAUAAGAUUGAAGAAGAUACGAAUGGUUUAGUUUUAGCGAUGCCCGUUAAGCAGACUGAAGAUUUCAAGAACUUUGCCCUUAGUAUAUACAAGUAUUCACCACAGGCAUAUAUUUAUUGUCGUAAUACAUUAAGGACAUUGCUACCGAGCACGGAUGUGUUAGAUUCCUGGAUCGGGAAUGGAUAUCAACUGAAGACUUCAAUAAAUAAUAGCAACAUGAUAAAAGUAGUGGCUGAGCAGACUGAUAGUGAAUUGUCAUGCAAAAUUAAGAUAGGUUAGUUAUACAAUUACAUGUAAGUAUAUCACAGUUUUAAAUAAAUUGUCUCUAAUUUUUUA